UAAAGGGAGGGAAGUCCUUCGUCCUAGCCUCGAGCCCGCCCGCGGCAGGGGAACCGAGAGCGCAGAGAGAGAAAUACUUUCCCGAUACGUCGUUUUGGGCUUCGUAGGCUGAAAAGGGGAGCGAAACAGAAGGGAGAACCGUAGAAGAGGCUGCGCGCGGCCCGAGCCGCCUGCGUGCGUCCGUGCGCGCUCGCUCGCGCGGGCUCAGUGCUGGCGCGUGAAGCGGAGGCGGGCGGCGGCGGCGGCGCCUGCGCGGUCGGGCUCGGUCGUCGGUUCGCAGGGGAGGAGGCAAGCGGGAGGCGGAGGAGGCGGCGGCGGCGAUGGAGGUGAAGCGGCUGAAAGUGACCGAGCUGCGGUCGGAGCUGCAGCGGCGGGGCCUGGACUCACGCGGCCUCAAGGUGGAUCUGGCGCAGCGGCUGCAGGAGGCGCUGGACGCCGAGAUGCUCGAGGACGAGGCUGGUGGUGGCGGGGCCGUGCCCGGCGGGGCCUGCAAGGCGGAGCCUCGGCCUGUGGACGCGUCGGGCGGCGGCCCGGGCGGGGACGAGGAGGAGGACGAAGAGGAGGAGGAGGACGAGGAGGCGCUGCUUGAGGACGAGGACGAAGAGCCACCCCCUACCCAGGCCUCGGACCAGGCCGCGCAGCCGCCGCCGGAGCCCCCGGAGGCGGCAGCCGUGGAGGCCGCGGCCGAGCCUGAUGCUUCCGAGAGGCCGGCCGAGGAGGCCACGGCCGAGUCGGAGUCAGGUGGGGUAAAUGGUGGCGAAGAGCAGGGCACCGACAAGGGGGAGGAAGAAGAGCCAGAGGAGCGGAGCGGGGACGAGACGCCGGGAUCCGAGGCGCCGGGUGACAAGGCCGCAGAGGAACAGGGUGAGGAGCUGGCGGCGGAGACCGACUCCAACCUGCCGGGAGAUGACCAAGAUAGUGAAAAGUCAAAACCAGCAGGCUCAGAUGGUGAGCGGCGGGGGGUAAAGAGACAGCGGGAUGAGAAGGAUGAACAUGGCCGAGCUUACUAUGAAUUCCGAGAGGAGGCUUACCACAGCCGCUCCAAGUCUCCACCGCCCCCUGAAGAAGAGGCAAAAGAUGAGGAGGAGGAUCAGACACUUGUGAACCUGGACACGUAUACCUCAGAUCUCCAUUUUCAAGUGAGCAAAGACCGAUACGGAGGGCAGCCCCUCUUCUCGGAGAAGUUCCCCACGCUGUGGUCUGGGGCAAGGAGUACUUACGGAGUGACCAAGGGGAAAGUCUGCUUUGAAGCCAAGGUAACCCAGAAUCUCCCAAUGAAAGAAGGCUGCACAGAGGUCUCUCUCCUUCGAGUUGGGUGGUCUGUUGAUUUUUCCCACCCACAGCUUGGUGAGGAUGAAUUCUCUUAUGGUUUCGAUGGACGAGGACUGAAGGCAGAGAAUGGGCAGUUUGAGGAAUUUGGCCAGACUUUUGGGGAGAACGAUGUCAUUGGCUGCUUUGCUAAUUUUGAGACUGAAGAAGUAGAGCUUUCCUUUUCUAAGAAUGGAGAAGACCUCGGUGUGGCAUUCCGGAUCAACAAGGAAUCCCUGGCAGACCGGGCCCUCCUACCCCAUGUCCUCUGCAAAAAUUGUGUUGUAGAAUUAAAUUUUGGUCAGAAGGAGGAGCCCUUCUUCCCACCACCAGAAGAGUUUGUGUUCAUCCACGCCGUGCCUGUGGAGGAGCGUGUGCGCACCGCGGUCCCUCCCAAGACCAUGGAGGAGUGCGAGGUGAUUCUGAUGGUGGGACUGCCUGGAUCUGGGAAGACCCAGUGGGCACUGAAAUACUCAAAAGAAAACCCUGAGAAAAGAUACAAUGUCCUGGGAGCCGAGACUGUCCUCAGUCAAAUGAGGAUGAAGGGGCUUGAGGAGCCAGAAAUGGACCCGAAAAGCCGAGACCUUUUAGUGCAGCAAGCCUCCCAGUGCCUUAGUAAACUGGUCCAGAUUGCUUCCCGGACAAAGAGGAACUUCAUUCUCGAUCAGUGUAACGUGUACAACUCUGGCCAGCGGCGGAAACUGUUGCUGUUCAAGACCUUCUCUCGGAAAGUGGUGGUGGUGGUCCCCAAGGAGGAAGACUGGAAGAAGAGGCUGGAGUUGAGGAAGGAGGUGGAGGGAGACGAUGUGCCUGAGUCCAUCAUGCUGGAGAUGAAAGCCAACUUCUCUCUGCCCGAGAAAUGCGAUUACAUGGACGAGGUGACAUACGGGGAGCUGGAGAAGGAAGAGGCUCAGCCGCUGGUCACCAAGUACAAGGAGGAGGCGAGGAAGCUCCUGCCCCCCUCUGAGAAACGGACAAACCGCCGCAACAAUCGAAACAAGCGCAACCGGCAGAACCGGAGCCGAGGCCAAGGCUACGUGGGCGGGCAGCGCCGAGGCUACGACAACCGGGCCUACGGGCAGCAGUACUGGGGGCAGUCUGGAAACAGAGGGGGCUACCGUAAUUUCUACGAUCGAUACCGGGGAGACUACGACCGCUUCUACAGCCGAGACUACGAGUACAACAGAUACAGAGACUAUUACAGACAGUACAAUCGGGAUUGGCAGAAUUACUACUACCACCACCCCCAGGACAGAGACCGAUACUACAGGAACUACUACGGUUACCAAGGGUAUCGGUGAAGCCCCUGCCCUUGUCACCUGUCAGCCAUGAAGCUGAAUCUCUGGGGGUGCCAGGCACCCCCCUCCCAAAACACAACCAAGGAAAACAGGGGCUGUCGGGGUGGGGCUGAGCUGCCGGGGAG
This is a messenger RNA of Phyllostomus hastatus (greater spear-nosed bat), 2731 nucleotides long. It is a transcript of the gene HNRNPUL2, whose product is annotated as heterogeneous nuclear ribonucleoprotein U like 2. The transcript is spliced from 14 exons. Gene Ontology annotation, molecular function: protein binding. The coding region runs from base 321 to 2609 and encodes 762 amino acids. NCBI's taxonomy places the organism in Eukaryota, Metazoa, Chordata, Mammalia, Chiroptera, Phyllostomidae. Gene Ontology annotation, cellular component: membrane. The record is from RefSeq and is a predicted model, not a curated record.